This is a messenger RNA of Silurus meridionalis, 4744 nucleotides long. RefSeq names its product Rho GTPase activating protein 24 (gene arhgap24). Gene Ontology annotation, biological process: negative regulation of ruffle assembly; negative regulation of Rac protein signal transduction; signal transduction. Gene Ontology annotation, cellular component: focal adhesion. NCBI's taxonomy places the organism in Eukaryota, Metazoa, Chordata, Actinopteri, Siluriformes, Siluridae. The coding region runs from base 473 to 2668 and encodes 731 amino acids. The record is from RefSeq and is a predicted model, not a curated record. The transcript has 10 exons. Gene Ontology annotation, molecular function: GTPase activator activity.
UUUUCCUCUCCCAAUGUCUCUCACUCAUCCUUGUAUCUGGUAGAGCAUAGAGGACUUCAUCAGACUGUAGAUCUUGCUUUGUGUGUAUGUGUGUAAGUGUGAUAAGAAGGGACCCGUGUGCCACUGCUGAGAACACACACACACACACACACACACACACACACACACACACACACACACAUUCAUUCUCUCUCUCUCUCUGUUGGCCACUAGAGCUCAGGAGUAUGCAGAUGGUGUGAGCUGUCAGGCAAAAACUUUAUGACAGCUCACACACACACACACACACUCUCCCUCACUCUCUCCCUCUUUCUCUCAGUGUGUGAGAGUGUGUGUGCGAGGCAACAGACUCAACUCUCGCACUGGAACAUCUCUCUCUCUCUCUCUCUCUCUCUCUCUCUCUCUCUCUCUCUCUCUGGACUGUUUGUGUCUGAGAUUUUGGAUUGCGAUCGUUUUCAGAGUGUGAGUGUGUGAGAUGGAGGAGCAGGCGGGCACCGUGGGUGUCACCCGCCAGCAGAAGGUGCUGCGCUGUGGUUGGCUCAGGAAGCAGGGAGGAUUCGUCAAAACCUGGCACUCGCGCUGGUUUGUGCUGCGUGGAGAACAACUCUACUAUUAUAAAGACGAGGAUGAGAGCAAGGCACUGGGUGCCAUCUUCCUGCCAGGGAAUCGUGUGACCGAACAUCCCUGCAGUGGAGAUGAAGCCGGCAAGUUUCUGUUCGAGGUCGUUCCAGGGGGCGAUAGGGAGCGGAUGACGUCCAAUCAUGAGACUUACCUGCUCAUGGCCAGCACGCAGAACGACAUGGAGGACUGGGUUAAGACCAUCCGCAGGGUCAUAUGGGCCCCGUUCGGAGGCGGUAUUUUUGGUCAAAAGCUGGAGGAGACUGUGCGGUACGAGCGCCGAUACGGGAAUAAGCUAGCCCCGAUGCUGGUGGAGCAGUGUGUGGAUUUUAUCCGACGCUGGGGGCUACAAGAAGAAGGUCUGUUCCGUCUCCCUGGGCAGGCCAACCUCGUCAAAGAGCUGCAGGAAGCCUUUGACUGCGGAGAGAAACCAGCCUUCGACGGUAACACCGAUGUGCACACGGUGGCGUCUCUGCUCAAGCUCUAUCUGAGGGAGCUUCCUGAACCCGUGAUCCCUUUCUGCAAGUAUGACGAGCUCCUGGCCUGCACCAAACUCUACAGCAAAGACCAGGAAGCGGGAAUAAAGGAAUUAAGGAGACAAGUGGAAGGUCUACCUCUAGUCAACUAUAAUCUCCUAAAAUACAUAUGCAGGUUCUUAGAUGAAGUGCAGUCCUACUCCGGAGUGAAUAAGAUGAGCGUGCAGAACCUGGCUACGGUCUUCGGUCCGAAUAUUCUGAGGCCCAAAGUUGAGGAUCCAGUGGCCAUAAUGGAAGGUGCAGUUCUGGUGCAGCAGCUCAUGGCGGCUCUCAUCGGGCAGCACGCUACUCUUUUUCCCCUGGACGAGGACAGUUCUGGUGCUCUUGAGUCGUGCAAUAACAAUAACGAUCCCUUGAAGCGCUCCACUACCGGACAACUGCAAAAUAAAGAGAAUAACAACACGGCCGGUGCUCGUCAGUGCACCUGGGAGGCGCCGGAUUCUCCGGGACGCGUCUCUCUGGAUAACGGGUCACCUCGUUCUGGAAGCCCAAGAAACGUUCCUACUGGUCCACGAUUCGAAGUGACCCGGAGUCCUCCUCUGACCGUAAAGAAGAACCCGGCGUUUGUUAAAGGCAGCGGCAUCGUCACCAACGGCUCCUUCAGCUCCUCGUCGUCAUCCUCGGCAGAAGAAAAGAGUCCGACCCUGGUGGGAACCGGUACGCUCCCGAUGCGUCGCACUGGGGCGCUCAAAUCCCCAGGUACCAAAAUGGGUGUGCAGAACGGCGGGAUGAGGAUGGGCGUGUGCAGCAUGGACAUUGUUAACGGGACUCUCAAUAGCCGAAACGGACUUUGGUCUCCUCCUGGAGGGGUGACGCUGAGGGAGUUCAAAGGCCGUGACACGGAACAGCAACAGAACCGACUCUCGACGUACGACAACGUUCACGUACAGCAGACGCCAUGCGCACCGGGACAGCUGUGCACGAGCACCAGCUGCGAGGACAAGCAAAGCGUGGACAGCGCCACCUGGUCUACAUCAUCCUGCGAGAUCUCGCUCCCGGACGUCUCCGCGUCGUGUCGCUCGUCCACAACGACGUGCCCCGAGCAGGAAUUUACCUUCGAGGACCCUUUGCUGGAGGAGGGAGAGAGGAGGAACGCUAAUGCUAAUGCUAACGCCAAUGGCGGAGGUCGAGGCAGCAGGGGGACGAGCAGCAGUGAGAACAGUGAGGCGGCAUUUCCUGUGAGUGGUCACCACAGUGCUCUCCACAGUCUGGUGGCCAGUCUGAAGCAAGAGAUGCUCAAACAGAAGAGUGAAUACGAAGCCAGGGUAAAGAGCCUGGAGCUUCGUAACGUGGAGUUAGAAGCUGAGUUGGUGAACCUGCACGAGGAACUGGAGCAGGAACGCAAGAAGUACACCAUGGUCGAGAUCAAACUGCGCAACGCCGAGCGAGCCAAAGAUGACGCAGAGAAGCGCAACGAGAUGCUGCAGAAGGAGAUGGAGCAGUUCUUCUCCACCUUCGGAGAUCUGACCGCCGAUCCUCGCAGGCCGGAAAGAGCCAACACCAUCUGGAUUCAGUGAGCAGGACCUGGAUUCCUGGAUGCGACCAAACUGUCCAAAAGGAUUCUCACUGAGCUGAAAUGUGGAAACUGGACCAGCCAAUAACGGCAUAAUCAGACUGUAACAGUGAGAGAACAUGUGGGGAGCUGGAACGUACCAUUUGGACCUAAGAAGGACGCUGGAGGUUCUUUGGAGGUGAUGUUUGGUUCCUGUAAUAAACACAGGGACAUUUCAAGAAUGUUUCUUUACAUUAAGAAGGAAGGAACUGUUAAGGAAACUGUUGCAUUAUGGGUUAUGAAGCUUUUUAAUAGACAUGAGCUUUACGUGAAGAUGAACCAAGAAUGUCACAUUUUCAUUUGUGAUCAAACCAAACAUGUCCUCGUUCCCUCGUUUUCGUGUCCUCAUGUACUUUGUGUAUAUAAAGCAAAGCAAUGUGGAAGAAUUCUGUUUGAAGCGUAACAGAUGUAUGUAUAAAAAGCAAAGUGAAAUAUUUUAAUGUAUGUCUGAUAUUUAAACUUAAGGUUUAUUGAUGUGUCACAUUUUUUUAUAGCAAGUUUUUGCCCUGCACUUCACUUUUCUCUGGUCAAUACGGUACUGAAAAUGGAGCUAAUGCUGUUUUAGUUUUUCAGGGUGCAUUUCGGAUUCUUACAUAUUGCAUUUGGGCCAUUAACAAAACCAUGGGAAAAUAUCUGUCCAUACAUUAGAAACUUUUGAACAUCUGGUCAAAAUUGUGGAGGUAACAGUCACCUCUCAUGACCUUCAAAAGUUACAAAAUAUCAAUUUCACUUAGCUGUAAUUCAGUGUAUUGAGUCAGAAAUGGAUGUUCAAUGUAAAUGAUCAAUUCUAAUUCAUUUUCCAAUUCAACAAAAUUGAAUUUUUGAUGUCCUGAAUGUGAAAGGAGAGAAAUUUGCUCAAGAAUAAGAGUGGAACCAGUGUCUCUCAAUAUGAAAAUUACACUACUUAGCACAAUUGCUCAGACAAAUAAAAGUAAAAAGAGUGAAUCUCAUUCGUUAACAGAAACUUCCACUGCUUCAGACACUGGCCAGCUGAACGCGAAUCUCAGUCACGACUUGAAUUUGCGGACUCAAGAGGAUACUUACUGACUCGGAUACAGAGAUACAGAUACAAUAUAAACUUACAUGUGCGGUGGAAUCAAAAAGUUUCGAGACUGAUGGUGUAACUGCUGCAUCACCACGUCUGCGAUUUCAUCACGGGCAGCAAGUUAGAACAAAUAGCAAACAUGAAAUUCUGCAUGAAACUGAGCAAAUCUGCCACACAGACGUUUGACAUACUGCGACGAAGCGUUUUGAGCGCCACCUGUGCUUCAAGAGCAGAAGACCUUCUACAAGCUCGACCCCAAAAGUGUUUAAAUGACCAUUCAGCAACUCGUGCAUGAUGAUCGUCGGGUACGAUCCACACGAUCUCGCCAGAUUUGGCUCCUGCAGACUUCGCCCUCUUCCCGAAGAUGAAAAUGAAGCUCAUCGUUUUGACGCCGUUAACACGCUUAGAAAAUAGACUUCCAGGACACGUUGCAGAACAAUGCUGCAGUGCAAGGGGACUAUUUUGAAGGUGAUAGUGUGGAAACGUAGAUAAACAAAGUACUUUCUCGUAAACAGAGGGAGUCUCGAAACCUUUUGUUGCACCUCAUGUAAUAUAUUUUAGAAUCAUAUUUUAGGGUGGUUUAGUGAUGCCGGAGUCAGUUGGGAAAAACAGAACUGCGAUUGAUUCUGAUUUGUUGACCUUAGUGGCACGCUCACAAAAUGAAAUUGGAUCAUUAUUUUGAUUGUGAGCUUUCAUCAGUCUCUACAGUAUUGUUAUAAUAUCGAAUCCUACAUUCCGAUGAAAUUAGAACAGUAUGCAAUGUUUUUUUAAACUGUAUGAACCUGGAUACGAUUCAAAGCUUCUCCAAGGGAGUCCAACAAAAUGAGUCAAAAUGUGGAAUGUUCCAAACAGCUGCCUUAAUGCCAGACUAUAUAGACAAACGUUUGUGGACACCUGACCAUAAAAUUGCUAUGAGCUUCUUUUUGAACAUCCCAUUCCACAUUUAGUCCUCAUUUGCUGUUAGAAAGUCAGACUUUCCUGAGAUGUUCCACUAAA